AUGCCCAGGACCGUCAAGCAGAUUCUCCGAAAGAAGGAGUCCGAGCGAGCCGCCAAGGAAACCGGGGAAACCGGGGAAACCCCACGAAGCUACCCAGUCCCUCCAUCCCAAUUGAUGCACACUGCAGUCGAGGAAACGCCCAAUGAAACGCCCUCCCACUCUUUCAAUGAAACGCCCUCCCACUCCUUCGAUGAAACGCCCUCCAUUUCUUCGCCUGCCGCGCUCCGCUGCCCGCCAUCGGGCGUUUCAUCCUCGCCGGUGGUUUCAACGAGUUCUCGGAAGGGGAGUCGCGUGGUGCUGCCCUUGGAGCUGAACUACAGCCACUCCGAGCGUCCUCGCGCGACCCACAUCCACGAGUCCAUCGAGACGGCUCCGUCCAACGCGAUCUCCCUCCAAGCCGCGCUGUCUCUGCAGACCUCCGACGCUCUCCAGCGCGACGACACGCCCCCUCCGCCCGCGCCGCUCGCCAUCGACCUUCUCCACGCCCCCGCGCUCUCCCUGGCGCGCGACGCGCGCUCCGUGCCCCUCGCGCCGCCCCCAGGAUUGGAGCCAGUCCCGCGGAAGCCGGCGCCGCGGCCGACGAUCUCGCCGUGGACGAAGCAGCCGCUGGGCGGCGGGGCGGCUCCCGCGGGGAGCGCGGGGUACAGCAGUCGGAUCGGGUGUGCGGUGGAGCGGAGCGAGGAGGAGAGCGCGCGGGAGAGCGUGUGGGGCGUGCGGGCGCCGCAGAACGCGGUGUCGCUGGCGAGCCUGCUGGAGAGCGAGCGGAGGGAGGAGGAGAAGGCGAGGCCCGCGGCGAAGAAGGGGAAGAACGUGCAGUGGAAGACGGUGGACCUUGCCGCUCUCGCGCAGCCCGCGCAGCCCGCGCGAUUCGCGCAAGCUAAUGCAGCGAAUGCAGCUACUGAUGCAACCAAUGGAUCCAAUGGUACCAGGGGAGAUGGGUCGUCCUUGAGGAUCGGUGCGGGCAGUGGAGAAAACGGACUCGGUGGAAGCGGGAAGAAAGGACUGGGAGGAAAUGCCGGAGGAAGUCACGUGAUCUCGUUCAAGGAAAUCCAGAGACAGCAGCAGGAAGAAAAGGAGAGGCAGAAGCAGAAGCAGAAGGCGGAAACGCAGAAAGGCUGGGGAUCGGUGCUUCGGCAGAAUGUGGUCCCCACGUCGCUGAUUGCGAGAGAAAAGAAGGAGGAGGAGGCGAAGCAGACAACGCAGACGAAGCAAACGAGCGAAAUGAAAGAACCAGUGAGAAGCUCAAGUUUUUUGGAUGGAGCGAAGCAAAAGGCGGGAAAAGUGGAGACGCGAAGAAUGGAGGGAACGGAGAAUUCCGAUGCGUUCGAAGAGUGGUGUAGAGACCAAAUGAUGGAGCUGUAUGGAAGCGACGAUAUUUCCCUGCUCGAAUUUUGCAGAGAUUUGGACGACAGCCAGAUCUUGCUCUAUUUGCAGGAUCUGCUGGGAACUUCGAAGCGAGUCACUGCAUUUGGGAAAGAGUUUAUUCGGAGAAAGCAUAUGUAG
This is a messenger RNA of Blastocystis hominis, 1503 nucleotides long. RefSeq lists its product as hypothetical. The transcript has 2 exons. The record is from RefSeq and is a predicted model, not a curated record. Bases 1 to 1503 code for a protein of 500 amino acids. NCBI's taxonomy places the organism in Eukaryota, Bigyra, Opalinata, Blastocystidae.